Molecule: messenger RNA, 994 nt
Organism: Pyrus x bretschneideri (Chinese white pear)
Lineage: Eukaryota; Viridiplantae; Streptophyta; Magnoliopsida; Rosales; Rosaceae
Exons: 6
Coding region: 51-761 (236 amino acids)
Cellular component (GO): chloroplast
Source: RefSeq, a predicted model, not a curated record
CACACAACCACAACACGUCGUCGCAAAAGAAAAGCAGAAACGCAACAAUAAUGGCAGUUGCUUCGCGCCGCCUUAUCUCUAGCUCGUCCUCAUCCACUGUAACCGCCAUUUCAUCCUUCCCUCCAAAAUUAAAAACCCUAAUUUCAAAUCCGCACGCUUCCCCCAAUCUUCAGCUCCCAAAACGCAGUCGUAGAGACGUCGCUUUGCUCUCCCUCAUCGCUCUCAUCCCUUCGCUCGUCCGACCCGACCCGGCAUCCGGACUUUCCUUUGGCAUUUCAGGACCAAAGGAUUGGCUCCGCGAGCAGAAGAAGAAGGCCUCCAGGUUCCUCCUGGCCCCGAUUGAUGCCUCCCGAGAGAGCCUCGUCGCGGCUCAUCAAUUACUCACGGCUACGAAUUCGGAUUAUACGAACAAGGAGAUGGAGGAGGUUCAGAGAUUGUUUAGAUCUGCUGCGAGGGAUUGUGUUGUAGAGGACAGGAACUCGUUUGUUGCAUUUCAAGCCAAUACGGGUGUUGAGGUUUGCACAUUCCGUUUGGUUGUAAAGAACGCGUCGUCGUUGCUUGGUGAUAAGGAUCCCGUAAAAUUGGAAGCCGAGUCUUUGCUAAAUGAUCUUAUAAGAUCAUUCACUUCUCUUAAUGGUCUGGUAAAUGAGACCGAUGUUCAAUUUUCCACUGAAAGAAAGAAGGUUGCAGAUUCUCUCAUGGAUACCAUAUCAUCCCUAGACAAAUUUGAGCAGGGAAUCAAGGACUGCCUUGAAGCUUAACCAAUCUGUAGUUUUUUCCUUGCAGCAAAAGCUAUCUAGUGGAUAUCAUGCUUGAAAUUCUGUAGAUGCAUGUAUAUUGUGGGUUUGAAACCUCUCCUUCUUUUCUUGUCUUUCCUGUGUCUUGAUUUCUGUCCUCUGUCAUGCUCUUCAACCUUAUUUUGUCCAUUUUUCUCCUCUAAGUUGUAUGUUUAUAAAUGGCAAAGUUAUUGAAGUCGAUGCUAGUUUUUUCUUAA